This is a messenger RNA of Colletotrichum phormii, 300 nucleotides long. RefSeq lists its product as uncharacterized. The coding region runs from base 1 to 300 and encodes 99 amino acids. NCBI's taxonomy places the organism in Eukaryota, Fungi, Ascomycota, Sordariomycetes, Glomerellales, Glomerellaceae. The record is from RefSeq and is a predicted model, not a curated record. The transcript has 3 exons.
AUGAAGUUCAACGUCAUCAGCCUCAUUUCCGUUGCAGCCUGGGUGCCGCUCGCAGAAAGCCAGUUCUCGUGCCACUGCCAAAUGGCCAACAACGGAAACGCCGUCAUUGCGGCAAUCAGACUCUGUGAUGCCGUCGGCGGGACAAUUUGCUACAACUCGGCCGGGAACUACAAUGUUUGCAAGACGGGAAUCCAGUGGACCGAGCAGCAGUGCCGAGACACGUUCCAGGGCAUCAACCAGCCGGAUGAGAGGUUCAGGGCUGUUUGCACUCCUUACAACGGCGGUGGGUGCCCGGCUUGA